Molecule: messenger RNA, 582 nt
Organism: Hermetia illucens (black soldier fly)
Lineage: Eukaryota; Metazoa; Arthropoda; Insecta; Diptera; Stratiomyidae
Exons: 2
Coding region: 1-582 (193 amino acids)
Source: RefSeq, a predicted model, not a curated record
AUGAGUGUGAAUUUGAAAAGGGCCUUGUUAUGUGUCAUAAUAGACGAACUAUGUAAUGAUGAUAUACAAGAACCAACCCAAAUAAAGAGGAGAAGGGUUUGGUCGAAAAGUUGGUAUUUAAAUAGGCCUGAAUUAUCACAUUCGCACUUGGUGAAAGAGUUGGAAAUUAGUGCACCCAGUGACUUCAAGAACUUUUUAAGAAUGGACAGUGAAACGUAUAAUGAGUUAUUGCGAAAAGUGAGUCCAUUAAUUAAGAAACAGGACACGAUAAUGCGUGAUGCGAUAUCUCCUAACGAACGUCUGUCCGCAAUUCUUUGGUUUUUAGCUAGUGGACAGACUUUUGGAGGUUUGAAAUUGCUUACGGCAAUUUCACCACAAUCUUUAGGAGUGUUAAUAAUGGAAACGUGUUCGGCAAUAAUUAAAGUAUUAAAGACAUAUAUUAAGCUGGCGGCAGACGAAUGGAAAGCCGUUGCUACCGAGUUUGGGGAUAGGUGGAACUUCCCAAAAUGCAUUGGCGCUCUGGACGGGAAACAUGCGCAAAUAAAAAAACCUAAUUGGUCAGGGUCGUAUUAUUUCAAUUAG